ACGAGCUUUUGCUUCCCUUACCCCCGCGUCUUUCCGGGGGCCUGGGCGUGCCCCGCGCGUGUUUGUGGGAGGCGGAAACGGCUCUGGGGGCUGUCUCCUUGAGAAGGGCCCAAUCCUCGCCCACCAUGUACGCGGGCUUCGAGCUGCAGCCGCAGGACGGCGGUCCCCGGGUGGCCCUGGCGCCCGGCGAGACAGUGAUCGGCCGCGGGCCGCUGCUGGGAAUAACAGACAAGAGAGUAUCCAGAAGACAUGCCAUUCUUGAGGUGGUGGAUGGUCAGCUUCGAAUCAAACCGAUACACACAAAUCCAUGUUUUUAUCAGUCUUCUGAGAGAAGCCAGCUCUUACCAAUGAAGACAAAUCUAUGGUGCUGGUUGAAUCCUGGAGAUAGUUUUUCUUUGUUACUUGACAAAUACAUUUUUCGUGUUUUUUCUACACAUUCUGAAGUGGAAAUGGAAUGUACCUUAAGAAACAGUCAAAUGCUUGAUGAAGAUGAUAUAUUGAAUGAAACACCAAAAUCCCCUGUGAUUAACUUACCAGAUGAGACAACUGGUGCCUCACAGCUGGAAAGAAGCACAGAAAUAACCAUGCCCCUGACUACUAACUUGAGUAGUGUGUCUGUCCUAGGUGAAUGUGGAGAACACAGUAAGCAGCAGCCAAAUCUUGCCCAGAGGAAAAGAAUUCUUCCAGCUUGGAUGUUAGCAGAAAAUUUAAGUGAUCAAAACCUUUCAGCACCAGUCAUGAGUAGAGGUAGGUUUUUGUUUCUGCUGAUGCUGACUGAAUGUGAAAGUUUUUCUGAACAAAACCGUAAACUAUCUCUAUAG
Messenger RNA from Carlito syrichta (Philippine tarsier), 821 nucleotides. Its product is annotated as aprataxin and PNK-like factor. Gene Ontology annotation, cellular component: site of double-strand break; nucleus. The coding region runs from base 126 to 821 and encodes 231 amino acids. Gene Ontology annotation, molecular function: DNA-(apurinic or apyrimidinic site) endonuclease activity; 3'-5' exonuclease activity; protein binding. The transcript is spliced from 5 exons. Lineage: Eukaryota; Metazoa; Chordata; Mammalia; Primates; Tarsiidae. Gene Ontology annotation, biological process: double-strand break repair. The record is from RefSeq and is a predicted model, not a curated record.